This is a messenger RNA of Sungouiella intermedia, 219 nucleotides long. NCBI's taxonomy places the organism in Eukaryota, Fungi, Ascomycota, Pichiomycetes, Serinales, Metschnikowiaceae. The record is from the annotation of a GenBank genome assembly.
AUGGUCUCUAUCAUGGGAUCUCAGAAAGCUAAGAAACUACUCUGUUCCGAGCUCCAAAGAAAACAAACACCAUCUUACACAACGCUUGUCAACAAAGGAUACUCUUUGACGUUCACCACCAAAAUUUGGCAGAAGUGGCCGGCUCGAUACUCUCGGUGCCAGUCUGAGCUUUUUGUUCAUGAUGAUCUGCGCUACACAAGAACUCCAGACAGACGUUAG